Cyprinodon variegatus (sheepshead minnow) is the source of this 2690-nucleotide messenger RNA. Its product is annotated as tripartite motif-containing protein 16-like protein. The record is from RefSeq and is a predicted model, not a curated record. NCBI's taxonomy places the organism in Eukaryota, Metazoa, Chordata, Actinopteri, Cyprinodontiformes, Cyprinodontidae. Bases 1098 to 2594 code for a protein of 498 amino acids. Gene Ontology annotation, molecular function: protein binding. The transcript has a single exon.
GCUGACUAUGGUACUUGAACGGUUUCUUGUGGAGAUGAAUCCCCUGCUCAGUGUGAAGCUCAAACAAUCCUUUGAGGAAAAGUAGAUCCAAACCUCCAGUUUGAAUCCCCAGCUUAGUUGAAGCUCAGACGAUCCUUCCAGGUGGAGAAGGUCCCAAACAUCCAGUAUGCAGGAUGACUUCCUGCCGAGAGGCAAAGACAAAAACAAGGUUAAGACUCAGGUUGACAAAAACUCAGUUUGACUCAGCAAAACUCAGCUUGGCUAGAGUACCCAAAACUGGCAAACACUCAGACUUAGACUUAGAAAGUACUUUAUUGAUCCCUUGGGAAGACUCCCUCCGGAAAUUAAGGUCGAGGCAUCGAGGUAGUGGCAGUCAGCAGCUUCAGAGUCCUCCGGGAGGCCGAACGAGGACAGGGCACCGCCUGGUGGUGGAAAGAGGAAAACACAAAAAACAUCCUACACAAACUGGAAUCCUAACAGCAGCAUAGUAAUGGCUUCCUGAUGUUGUUAUUAAUCAGAAUCGGCGCUUAAGGUUCAAAGUUGGCUUUAGUUGAUGUUAGAUAAGCUUAGAUUAGAUUAAAUUAGAUUAGAUUAGAUUAGAUUAGAUUAGAUUAGAUUGUUUUUUUACAUACAGGCUGUUUUGGCUUAGUUUGAAAAGUUAUCGUAUGUUGUUGUUGGUCAAAAUGUAUCUGCAGUUUGAUGCUUUAAGGUAACGGGUUUCUCUUUUUAGCUGGAGAGAUUUAGUUUCGUAAAACUGACUUUUAAAACUUUUUAAAAUCACAGCAGCCGCUUAUUAAAUCUGGAUUUACACUAAAACACGCCCAUCGGGACAAAGGUUGCAUCAAUAAAAUGAGUUAAAAAUUUAUUUUGUGCUUCAAACUGCUCAUAUUCCUGUAGUUGAAGUCAUACUAAUCAAUCUUCUUCCUCAUAUAACACAGUAUAUGCACUUUGCACUUUGAUCAAAUAAUUUUCUAUUGCCUGCCCAACCCUUUAGAUAUCACUGAGCGGAACAAUAGGGAACACUUCAGAAGAAAGUUCAAACUACUCACAUCUCUGAGAUAAAGAAACGUGCACACUUGCUGUUCCUGAGAGGUAAAAUGGCUCAGAGAGGAGUUCAGAUGGAGAAAAUUUCUUGCUCCAUCUGUUUGGAUCUACUGAAGGAUCCAGCAACAAUUCCCUGUGGACACAGCUAUUGUAUGGACUGCAUUAAGGACCACUGGGAUGUAGAGGGUCGGAGGGGAAACUACAGCUGCCCACAGUGCAGGGAGACAUUUAGUGGAAGACCUGUCUUAAAGAAAAACACAAUCUUAGCAGAUUUAGUUGAGGAUCUUAAAAACAUUGAACUCCAAGCUGCUGAGGCUGAUCGCUGCUAUGCUGGACCUGAAGAUGUGGCCUGUGAUGUCUGCACUGGGAGGAAGAUGAAAGCUGUUAAGUCCUGUCAGGUCUGUUUGGUUUCUUUCUGUGAGAAUCACCAACAAGCUCACUGUAAUGUCUUUGGACUGAAGAAGCAUGAUCUGGUGGACCAGCUCCAGGUGAGACGACAACAAAUCCAGCAGAGAAUCCAGCAGAGAAUCCAGGACCAGGAGAAAGAUGUGAAGCUGCUUCAACAGGAGGUGGAGGCCAUCAAUUUAUCUGCUGAUAAAGCAGUGAAGGACAGUGAGAAGAUCUUCACUGAUCUGAUCCGUCUCAUCCAGAAAAGAAGCUCUGAUGUGAAGCAGCAGAUCAGAUCCCAGCAGGAAACUGAUGUGCGUGGAGUCAAAGAGCUUCAGAAGAAGCUGGAGCAGGAGAUCACUGAGCUGAAGAGGAAAGAUGCUGAGCUGCACAAGCUCCAAAACACAGAGGAUCUCACCCAGUUUCUCCAGAACUACCCCUCACUGUCAGCACUCAGUGAGUCUACACACUCAUCCAGCAUCAAUAUUCGUCCUCCAAGAUACUUCGAGGAUGUGACAGCAGCUGUGUCAGAAUUCAGAGACUUACUAGAUGAUAUCCUGACAGACACAGGGACAAACAUCUCACCAUCAGCCACUAGAGUGGAGGUUUUAGAGUCGGAACCAAACACCAGAAACGAAUUCUUAAAAUAUUUUCAAGAAAUCACUCUAGAUCCAAACACAGCAAACAAAAAUAUUUUAUUAUCUAAGGGGAACAGAAUGCUUAGAUUAACAGACCACCAACAGUCUUAUCCUGAUCAUCCAGACAGAUUCACUUUUCUGUUUCAGGUUCUAAGCAGAGAGAGUCUGACUGGACGUAGUUACUGGGAGGUGGAGUGGAGAGGAGAAGGAGUUUGUAUAGCAGUUUCUUACAGGAACAUUGGCAAAGUAGAAGGAUUUGGUUUUAAUGACAAAUCUUGGUCUUUAUAUUGUGACACAAGCAGUUAUACAUUUUGUCACAACAGAGUUAAAACUCCAGUACCAGGUCCAGUUUCCUCCAGAAUAGGAGUGUUUCUGGAUCACAGAGCAGGUAUUCUGUCUUUCUACAGUGUCUCUGAAACCAUGACUCUCCUCCAUAGAGUCCAGACCACAUUCACUCAGCCUCUAUAUGCUGGGGUUAGGCUUUAUGGCUCUAUAUACUCCCUUGAAUUCAUUAACUUGAAAUAGUCAGAAGUGAUCUAAAGUCCAAUUCUUUAAUUCUUUUGCUUAUUUUUGUUUUAGUUUCUAGUAUUCACCUAACUAAUUACAAUGAUAUUUAUCACU